Molecule: messenger RNA, 1260 nt
Organism: Prorocentrum cordatum
Lineage: Eukaryota; Dinophyceae; Prorocentrales; Prorocentraceae
Source: the annotation of a GenBank genome assembly
AUGCUGGUGCAUUCCAUAGUUUUCGCUGGCAGAACUGUUUUUUGGGCGCUCGUGCUGCUCCUGAUGAUCGUAUACGCCUUCGGAGUCGUCUUGACAUUGGCUGUAAUGGAGCACACAGACGGCGGCAAACGCAUCGACGACGAGGCGCUCAUAGCUUAUUAUGGGGAUUUGUACCGAUCAAUGUUAAGUCUGUGGAUGGCUGUGUCGGGGGGUAUCAGCUGGAUCGAGGUGGCCUUGCCGCUCCAAAGAAUUGGUAGCCCCGUGUGGAUGGUAGUGUUCCUGCUAUACGUCAUCUUCGUGUACGUCUUCGUACUCAAUGUUGUAACAGGUGUAUUCUGUCAGAGUGCAUUCGAGGGUGCUCAGCAAGAUCUCGACCUCACCAUUGAGGCCCAGCUCAAGGAGAAGCAAACAUAUGUUGACCGCCUCAAGAUGCUCUUCCAGGAGAUGCACUGCGACCCCAAUUAUCAGAGUGAAAGCAGCGGGCUCACUGCAGCAGAGUUGCACGCUCAACUGGCAAGGCCAAAGGUGAAGGCGUGGUUCAAGGCGCUGCCGAGCGCCCGCGACCGACCGGGGCUGCCGAGCGGGAGGCCCGCGACGCGCGACGCCGGCCGCCCCACGACGCGCGACGGGGUGGCGCUGCCGCCGCCGCUGGACGGCAGGCGCACCGCCGGCCGCUUCGCGGAGAGUGCCGCUUCCCGCCCCGCCACGCGCGACGACGCCCGGAGCGCCGCGGCUUCGCACCACCGGCUGUUCGGGCUGGAGGGCAUGCGGCCCAGCACGCGCGACGAGAGGAGGCUGCAGCGGAUGAUCGAGGGCAGAGGCGGCCAGCAGCGCGCCCGGCCCGGGUCCCGAGAGGAUUGGGCGCGAGCGCUCGCAGGAGGAGGCGGCCGGCGCCGCGCCGCGCCCUCAAACGAGGGACGGCGGCUGCGCCGGGUCGCCCCACAGGCUGGAGGAGAGGCGAGGCCCCCAGGACGUGGCCGUGCGGCAGGUCAGGGGAGGCAGAAAGCGUGCCUCCCUGCAGCGCAUGGACGCGGCGGCGCCAGCGGCCGGGCCGGCGGAGCCGUCGGCCAGCCCCGGCUCUCCGUGCAGAGGCGGGUCAAGGACCGGGGGGGCCCCUCCCUGGCGAGCGUCGGCAGCUGCCGCGCCGCCGGCGACCCGGCGAGCGCCGCCGACGACUCCGCGCGGGGUCCCCCGGGGGCGCAUCCCCGCGCGCGGCCGGGCGCCCCGCGUCGCGACCGCGCGGUGCGCGGACGAGCCUGA